Penicillium cinerascens is the source of this 1377-nucleotide messenger RNA. RefSeq names its product putative sterol carrier protein. NCBI's taxonomy places the organism in Eukaryota, Fungi, Ascomycota, Eurotiomycetes, Eurotiales, Aspergillaceae. Gene Ontology annotation, molecular function: acyltransferase activity, transferring groups other than amino-acyl groups. The record is from RefSeq and is a predicted model, not a curated record. Bases 1 to 1377 code for a protein of 458 amino acids. The transcript is spliced from 2 exons.
AUGGUCAAGAAGCAAAUCAGCAAUGCCUACGUCCUGGGCGUGGGCAUGACCAAGUUUAUCAAGCCUCGCGGCAAGGUAGACUACAAUGAGCUCGGCUACGAGGCCGGUGUUAAGGCUAUGCUCGAUGCGAAGAUCAAUUACGACGAUGUCGACCAGGGCGUCGCUUGCUACGUUUACGGUGACAGCACUUGCGGCCAGCGCGUCUUCUACCAGUUCGGUCUCACCAACAUCCCUAUUUACAAUGUCAACAACAACUGUUCGACUGGCUCGACCGGUCUGGCCAUGGGUCGCACCAUGGUCUCCCACGGUGCCGCCGACUGUGUCCUCGUCGUUGGAUUCGAGAAGAUGAACCCCGGUAGCUUGCAGUCGAUGUACAACGAUCGCACCAACCCUACCGGUCUCUUUGGAAUGAUGAUGGCCGAGACGCGCGGAAUCACAAACGCCCCCGGUGCUGCUCAGAUGUUCGGAAACGCUGGUCGUGAAUAUAUGGAAAAGUAUGGUGCUAAGAGCGAGGACUUCGCUGAGAUCGCCCGCAUCAACCACGAACACUCCAAGCGCAACCCCUACUCGCAGUUCCAGCAGGAAUACACCCUCGAGCAGGUGAUGAAGGCACCCAUGAUUCACGAGCCUCUCACCAAGCUCCAGUGCUGCCCGACCUCCGACGGCGGUGCCGCGGCCGUCAUCGUCUCCCAGGAGUUCCUCGACGCCCGUCCCCACCUGAAGGACCAGGCCAUCCUGAUCGCCGGUCAGACCCUCGCCACCGACUCCGAGGCGGUAUUCAACAAGAGCUCGAUUGACUUGAUGGGCUUCGCCAUGUCACGCCACGCCGCCCGCACCGCCAUCGCCGAGGCUGGCGUCAAGGUCGGUGAUAUCAAGGUCUGCGAGUUGCACGAUUGUUUCUCGGCCAACGAGAUGAUCACUAUCGAUGCUCUCGAGCUCUCUGAGCCCGGCAAGGCCCACGAGAUGGUUCGUCGCGGCGAUAUCACUUACGGUGGUAAGAUGGUCAUCAACCCCUCAGGUGGUCUCAUCUCCAAGGGUCACCCGCUCGGCGCAACCGGUCUGGCCCAGUGUGCCGAGCUCGUCUGGCACCUGCGUGGCUGGGCGAACAACCGCCUGAUUGACGGCACCUCCGCUGCCCUGCAGCACAACCUCGGUCUGGGUGGUGCCGUCGUCGUCACAGUGUACAAGCGUGCCGAUGGCAAGGUUGCUGCCGCCGUACCUUCCGAUCAGGUUGCUAAGAUCACCGGUCUCGGUUAUAACCCGGCCGUUGAGGCUCGUGGUUUCACUGCGGAGCAGGCUAAGUUGGUGACGAGCAAGAAGCACAGCAGUGAAUAUGCCCUUGCUGAUACCCAGGAGCGUGUUCUGGCCCGCUUCUAG